AUGUUCGACAAUAUUGAAAACAUCAAGAAGGAUCUUAUUGCGAAUAAAUUAGUCAUAUUUGUUGGUUCGGAUGUAUCUGCUUAUACAGCAAAUGACGACAUGCAAGUUGCAUAUUCGAAAGUACUAGUCCAACAUGCACUUCACGAAUUAUCAAAGAUUUCAGAUGAAGAUUUCAAUGAAGACAUUCAAAAGUUGAAUGAUCCUACUACUGACAUAGACGAAUACAACCGAAUCAUUAACCGAGCAAAUCCCUAUAUGCAAGAACACACCGAUGCUUACCAAUGUUGGUUAAAUGACACAAUCGGAAAAUUAUUACCACACAAACCAGAAUUGAUACAAGCCUUGGCUGAUUUCCGAUGUCCAAUUGUGACGACAAAUUACGAUUCACUUCUUGAAGAUGUACUACACAAAAAAUCGUUAACUUGGGAGCAAUAUCGGACUGAUCCGUCGUUGCAGAGCCUAGACGUCCAUCAUAUUUUGCAUCUGCACGGGCAGUAUCAAUAUGCGAGCAGUAUCGUACUGAACAGUGAUCAGCUUUUUCAGGAUAAAAUCAUACGAAUGAAGUUCUUAAAGCUUGUUCAAGGUAAAACGUUACUUUUCAUUGGUUACGGCACUCAGCAAUUCGAUCCAGAUUUCUCAAAUAUUUUAAAGUGGAUCUUCUAUCUUUCUGUUAUAAAUCGACCGGCAAUUUACAAACUUAUUCGCUCAACUGUUCAAUGUUCAAUUCUCGAAAAUUUCGUAGAAAUCCCUUGCGGAAAUACUUUCGAAGAUAUACUAUCCUUUCUCAAAAAUCUUUCCCCUUUAUCAACAUUCCGCCUUGAAAAUCACUCAUUAUCCAUUCGAAGAGAACACGUUCGUCAGAAAUAUCUCAAUUAUCUCCUGGAAGAAUACGGUCAUGUUUCAAUCUUCGGAUGUUUAAAUCAUGAUCUUCAUUUACCACUAGAAAGCGUUUAUGUUGAGUUGAAAUUUGAUCCGACACAUCCGUCGAUAAAAGCAAUGAAAACGGUAGACAUGACCGAAGAAUUCCAACGUCGCGUGUCAUCAAAGGAAUUCUUUACUGACAAUGAAAAACGAAAAAUUCUUCGAGCGAUUUUUCAACACCAUGCGUAUAAUCCACAAACGAUCUAUCGAGAUUUGAUGAUCGAUCAAUGGUUAAACGUUCUUCUCGCCGAUGACAAAAUCUUUUCUUUGACUGAGAGGUAUGUCAUCAAAGAUAAAAUUUCAAAUUUAAAACGAAAUAUCCUCUUCCGAAACAACCUGAAAGAAGUUCGACAAUACCGAAUUCGGCAAGCGUUUAACGAGUUCAAACAUUUUAUUAUUCUUGGCCAUCCCGGCUCAGGCAAAACAACCAUAUCGAAAUGGUUAGUCACAAACAUGGCUCGGCAAUGUUUAGGCAUGCAGAAUAUGUUGUUCGAUGAAGAAGACACGUCACAAGAAAAAAUCCCGAUUUUAAUCCCGAUUUGGAAAUAUGUUGAUCAAUUGAAAGAGAAUUUCAACGGACAGAAACAAAGUUUACUCGAAUUUUUGCACGAACAUGCUACAUUCAAUGCGAGUGUCUUCACCGACGACGAAAGGAAAGAUUUAUCAGCAUUGCUCAGUGAUUCGCUCCUACAUGGAGAUGUUUUGGUUGUCUUCGAAGGAUUAGACGAAGUUCCUGUUCAUGUUGAUCGAGCUGAUCUUAUGAAAGAUAUCAAUACCUUAUUAGAACGGAAUAUCAUAUACGAUUUCAAAACGAAUAAAUUAGCCUUUUCGUCUUAUGAACAAAAAGAAAUCUGCAAUACGAAACAUCCGACUUUCGGCAAUCGGUUUAUCAUCACAAGUCGCAUUGAAGGAAACUACUUCGAAGAUAUCAAUUUCUAUAUUCCAAGACUAACAAUCGAAGACAUGUCGAAUGAAUCUUUGAAAUUAUUCUGCAAUUCUUACACGAAAUACAUUCGAAAGGUUUCGUCCGAACAAAGAGAAUAUAAAAUCGAUCAAUUGUACGAUGACAUCACCAAAAAUCAGGAUAUUUUUCAAUUAGCUAUCAAUCCACAACUUGCUAGCGUCAUCGCCGCUGUUUACCAUCAAUCGAACGAAAAAUUACCCGAGAAAAGAAUCGACUUAUAUGAGCAAGCGAUUGGCAAAAUGAUCGAACAUCUAGUUCAAUCAUCCGUUCAUGAGCAAUUGCAACUGAGUUCAGUAAUGCUGUGGUCGAUUUUACAACAAAUCGCCGAAUAUCUUCAUGAAAAAGUCGAAGGCCUGUCGGAGAAAGUUCUGAAAGAACUAAUUCAGAAAUCGAUGGCAGCAACGGAUGCAACUGAUUUCAUCUCUCAACUAGUAGAAAUCUUCAAGUAUAAAGUUGGCUUAUUGAACGAAUUUGGCCAUGAUAGUUUUCGUUUCAUUCAUCGAACGUUUCAGGAAUAUCUUGCUGCGAAAAGUCUGAUUUAUUGCAAUGGAAUACAACGCUCCGAAGAGGUUAUCUACGACAAUAUUCAACGAAAGAUCGAUAUUCCCAACUGGCGAGUACCUCUCAGCAUGACAUUCGGAAUCUUAAGUAAACAAGAUCAAAACAAUCAGCUAUUUCAUAAUAUUAUCGAACGACUAUUACCUAGUCAAACAUCUCCGACUCGUAUCGUUCCGUUCGUGAUUAUCGAUUCUUUAAACGAUAUGUUUUUUCUAUCGGAAAGCGCGGAAUGCGACUUAAUUCGUCGAUUGGCCGAUCUUUUACUAUCCGAUUACACAAAUCUCUCGGGUUUCUCUCGGCUAGAUGAACACCAAAAGUUGAUCCAUUCGUAUUUUUUAAAACUAAAACGAACAUCCUACCAGACAACUCUCGAAUGGUUUCUCGAGCAACUCGAAUGCGAUGAAAACAUUGCACCUUGUGCGAAUAUCAUCUAUCACCUGAACUGGUUCAAUUCGAAAUUCCACCAGAGAUUUUUGAUCAACUUAUAUAAUGACUCAGCUACUUGGAAUUGGCCGGUCGAUUCCUGUCUACGAUUCUAUUCGACAGAGAUAAAAAACGAUGCGAUUGAAUUGCAGCUGAAAUUCCGCACGACAUUAUUGAAAAACGCAGCACUAACGCAGCAGAUCAGGUAUGAUCAUAACUGGAUAAGUUUGAUCAGUGCACUUUACGGUGGCGACGACAAUCACCAGAGUGGAAAAGCGAUUGUGGAAUAUCAUGAAAUUGAACAGUUUCUCGAAUUGAGUGAUAACGAAAUGAUGCCAUUUCUCUUCUACUAUCAAGAUAUUUGGGGAAAAGAUCAGACAAAGUAUAACAUGGCAAGGUAUUUGGAAAAUUAUCCUGCGAAACAAUAUUGGCAUGUUCAACCAAUCUUUGAUGAGAGGAAAAUUUAUAAAGAUUCAUUUCUGACACCACGAAUUCUUGAAUUGCUACUCGAAAAGAAAUCUCCAAAAGAUUUAAUGAAGAGGUUACGAAAAGAACUGAAAAUGGACAAGUUAAACACAACCGAACAGAUCGAUGCACUUGUUGCCUCAAUUGCCUUGGGAGAAUUCGAUUUUAUCAGUACGAUAUUAAAAGAAAAAGAAACAGCACUUACCAAAGCAUUGGCCAAUCGAAUUGAACAGUUGAUAUUCACCUUGAAAGAUCCGAUUGCACGCUGUUCAUCGCAUAUGAACGAAUAUCUCUCAGUCAUUUACCAAAAACUUCAAGACAAACAGUUAAAAUGGAAUUUGAACUUUUCCAGUUAUUCUAAAGUGGUCGACGGUCAUGGUCACACGGACGAGACUGACUGUGAGCAUUGGCCAUGUAGUAAUGUGUAUAGUCGGUGUCAUGGAUUCUGGAAUUGUCGUAAUGGUGAAGAUGAAGAAGCGUGUCGAGCAUCGAACUGCUCUCGUGGUUUGUUUGAAUGUAUGUCACCACUCAAUUAUACGAUGAUAUGUUUAGCAGGUGAUAAGGUUCGGGAUGGGACGGUUGAUUGUGUUGGAGGAUUAGAUGAACCACAAUUAUGUCAAGGUACGAAUGCAGAAAGCGGAUCAUUAUACAGAUUUAGUUGUUUGGAUGGGAGAACAUGUGUCAAUCCGUUUACACUUUGUGACUCAACGAGCAAACUAUACGACCCAGACGUAUGCGUUGAAUGGAUGGACCAUGAUCUCAGUAAAAUCCAAGAUAAUAUUUGCCAUGCUAUUAGAUUAGAACGUGCUCCAUUUCCUUCAGAAACGUCUGAAGUGUAUCCAGCAGUUGAAAAGAAAGUCAUCAUUCCUAAUGUUGAACCGGCACGACGACCGACAAGCGUUUACUCCUCAUCUUUGCAUUGUGUACGUGGUUUGCCCGUUCAUCUUUGGCUAGGAAACGAUACUCAAACUGCGAGAUGUAUGUGUCCGCCGAAUUAUUAUGGAGAUCGUUGCGAAUAUCAAAGCCAACGUGUAAGUUUGACACUAACACUAUCAUCUGUGAACAUGAACCGCACAUACGUUAUUUUCGCGAAACUAGUUGAUGACGACUUACAAGACAUACACUCAUAUGGCCAAUUCCUGUAUGUCUCUCAAAGUAGCUGCAAAAAUCCAUUCGAUAAGUAUUUAUUAUAUUCAUCCAAACCAAAAAAUAUUUCCAAAACCUACAGCAUUCAUAUUGAUGCGUAUGACAAGAACUCUACGCAAUAUCUUGCUAGUUGGUUGUACAGAGUUCCAUUUCUGUUUCUUCCGGUGAAUCGACUAAAUAUUUUGCUAACGCUGGAUAGCCAGAGAAGAAUGAGUCCUAGCUCUUGCUCUUUGAAAUGCAGUCAUGGUAUCUGCAUGAAAUAUGCCAACGAACAAAAGUACUUCUGUCGAUGUAAUCCAGGGUGGUCCGGUGCUCGAUGCCAUAUUCAAACCACCUGUAGUGACUGUUCGUCAGACUCGGUUUGUGUUGGUCAAGUGCAUAAUCGAUCGAUCUGUAUUUGUCCUCUCGAAAAAUUCGGCAAUCGUUGUCUGCUGAAACAUUCAUGUCCAGCAAAUUAUUGUGGAAAUAAUGGUCAAUGUAUAGUUACAGGUGAGCAUAUGAUCGAUGAAAAUUAUCAAUGCUUGUGCUCCGAACAGUUUCAAGGCGCCCGAUGUGAAUAUCCCAAAUCAAUAUUGAGAAUUUCCUUCCACAGUUUAGACGUGUCAGCUUAUUUAAUAAUUUACAUUUAUCGCUCUCUUAAUUUUUAUUCAAGACGUCCGCGAGAUAUCAUAUUGAAAAAACUAAGUAUAAGUGAUAAGAGUCUAACAGUGUAUAUAGCAUAUCCUUUUCAAAUGGUUUAUGUUCUUAUCAACCGUAACUAUUAUUUGGCUGUUAUUCAACAAUCACAAGUAUUUAACAUUUCAGCUACAGUUGAUUCAACCCGUCGUUGCCCACCUGUUCAUCAACUACUCUCCUUCGAACAAACUAAAUUACCCAGAAUCCAACGAGUCAAACAUUAUCAUACACUAUGUCAACAUCAUCCCAAUCUGAAAUGUUUCUUUGACGAAUCUUACAUGUGUCUAUGCACGACGGAUCGUCAUGCCAAUUGUUUUCCAUUCGAUCAUAAGCCUAAGUUUGAAUGUCAAGAAAAUGUUCAUUGUCUCAAUGGUGGACAAUGCUUACAAAACCAUCCAUAUUGCCCUGUUACAACCAUAUGUGAAUGCAAUGACUGUUACUUUGGCGAUCGAUGUCAGUUCUAUGCGAGAGGAAUCGGUCUGACGCUCGAUGAUCUUUUUCGCUACGAAAUUCGACCGAAUAUUGGAAUGAAUGGACAGUCGCCAAUAAUCAAAGCAAGCAUAUUUUUCACCUUUGCCAUAUUUACUGUUGGUUUGGUCAAUAGUGCUCUUUCGUUUGCCGUCUUUUACCGGCCAAAACAUCGUACAAUUGGAUGUAGUGUCUAUCUUUUGACAUUAUCGGUCACAUCAUUCUUUACUUUUGCAAUGUUGAUGACAAAACUUUGGUUCGUUAUAAUCACCCAAAUGAGUUUAAUAACACAAUAUAAUGUUCUUCGUUACGGGUGCUUAUUGAUCGAACCCAUCCUUAGACUACUUUCCUCGAUGAAUUAUUGGUUGCAUGCUGCUAUAUCGAUUGAACGUACAAUGGCUGCAAGAAAUUCAUCAAACUUCAACAAACAUUCGAGCCUAAAACGCGCCCGAAGAUUUGUCCGUUUACUACCGUUGGUAGUUGCAAGCGUGAGUAUAUAUGAAAGUAUAUCUCGUGACUUACAUUAUGAUGCUGAGGAAAAUCGAUUUUGGUGUUUUACUCUUUAUUCACCAACUUUAUACUACUAUUCAAUGACCGUUGCAUUUAUUCACAUAGGAGCACCGUUUUGCAUUAACAUUUUCGCAGCUAUUUACAUCGUUAUCGUGAUGGCUCGUGAAAGAGCAAAAGCUCGAAAGUAUAAAUCCGAAGGUCAACAUCUUGUGGAUCAGUUGUACCAGCACAAGGUUUUAUUUACAAGUGCACUGCUGCUUGUAACUUUAACUGUUCCUUUUCUUGCAAUCUCAUCAUUACUUCGAUGUGUGAAAGAAUCUCGAAAUGCAUGGUUAAAUGUAACGAGUUAUUACAUUUCGUUUGUUCCAACAACGUUAACGUUCGUCAUCCACAUUAUGCCGUCGUCUGUAUACAUGGAAUAUUUUCAUAAACAGAUCAAGAAUUGGCGUGAAAAGCUUCUCAUCGCCGUCGAAACUAGAGUCGAAUCAAUUCUGAUCAUGGUGACAACAUUUUUAUGUUAUCCAUCAGCUAAUCUUGAAGUCACUAUUCUUGUUUCCGGCACCACCGGAUCGGACUAA
This is a messenger RNA of Adineta ricciae, 6708 nucleotides long. The record is from the annotation of a GenBank genome assembly. NCBI's taxonomy places the organism in Eukaryota, Metazoa, Rotifera, Eurotatoria, Adinetida, Adinetidae.